Molecule: messenger RNA, 1807 nt
Organism: Bradysia coprophila
Lineage: Eukaryota; Metazoa; Arthropoda; Insecta; Diptera; Sciaridae
Product: cytochrome P450 4d2-like
Molecular function (GO): heme binding; iron ion binding; oxidoreductase activity, acting on paired donors, with incorporation or reduction of molecular oxygen
Source: RefSeq, a predicted model, not a curated record
ACCUUACACAAAUAAGAAAAAGUCAAAUACACAACGCUUGUUAUAGACCAUCAUUUUAUUAACUCAGAAUAAUUUGAGAUACCGACUCGCGACGACCUUGUACCAUCUUUUCAUUUAUUUUUUUUCGGUUCUGUUGUUUCGGUGUCAUAUAUUUACAUCAUCGAAUUAAAUUAAAUUAGAGAGAAUAACAAAAAGAAACGAAAAUGUUCGUAAUAAUAAUAUCAUUUCUGCUCGUUGUGUUGUCUUUGCUGUACGACUAUGUAAAAAAUAAACGUAAAUUUGAUUUGAUUGAAAAGUUUCCUGGGCCUGUUGCACAGCCGAUUGUGGGAAAUGCUUUCAAUUACGCAGCCAAAUCAGCCGAAGAUGUGAUAAGCCUCAUACUCGAAUCACAUCAAACCUAUGGGUAUAGUUAUAGAACGAAAAUCUACAAUGAUGUGACCGUUUGGACAAGCGAUCUGAAAAUCAUCUCAACGGUGCUGGGCACCAGCACCAAAGUCCUUACCAAGAGUCCGUUGUACAAUUUUCUAAAGCCAUGGAUCGGUGAAGGGUUGUUAACUGGUACGGGCAAAAAAUGGCGGGCUGAACGUAAAGUAAUGGCACCGAUGUUCCAUUCGAAAUUCUUUGAAUAUUUUGUUGAUGUAUUCAGUCGACGUGGUGAGGCAUUAGUUGAGAAAUUAAAGUCGACUAAGGAUGGUGAUGCUGUGGAUGUAUUGGGUCUAAGUUACUUAACGGCUUUGGAUAGCAUCUGCGAAAUUAUGUGUGAUGAACGAAUAGAUGCCCUUAAUGAUUCAAGUAGCGAGUAUGUGAAAGCGAUGACUGAGGUCAUGGAUGUAUUAGGAUCACGUUUUUCAAGCUUUUGGACAAGAAAUGAGUUUUUGUAUAAUUUGUUGCCGUGGCCUGGAAAGGCCAAGUACAACAAAACACUCGAGGUCAUAAAUAGCUUUUCGAACAAAGUCAUCUUAAAGCGCCGCGACCAUUUGAUGAUGAAAAAAGCUGGAGAUUACAACAGCGACGGCGAAUCGGCUUCGAAAAUCGUAUUCGUUGAUUUGUUGUUGCAAGGUACCGUAGACGGUAAUUCGUUGGGAAACGAUGCCAUAUUGGAUCAAGUAAACACGUUAACGUUCAACGGACGAAACUCAUCUCCAGUUGCAAUUGCCUUUGUCUUAUAUGCACUGGGCCAACAUAAGGACAUUCAGGAAAAGGUGUUCAAAGAAAUUAAAAACGUUUUUGGAUCGGAUAAAAAUGAAUCCAUCACGAGUCAACAACUUCAAGAUCUUACAUACUUGGAUUGGGUUAUUAAGGAAACCAUGAGACUUUACCCACCGAUUCCUGCUAUUGCUCGUUAUAUUGAAGAAGAUAUUUGCUUGGACGACGGUCGUAUUAUUCCUGCGGAUUCUAGUCUAGCCCUAACACUUUUUGUCGCCUUUCGCAAUCCAUCCAUAUUUCCCGAACCAAAUGAAUUUAUUCCGGACCGCUUCGAUCCAAAUGGAGGUGUAUCGUCGACAAUUGAUCCGAUGGCCUUUAUUCCAUUUUCUUCUGGACCUAGGAAUUGCAUUGGUCAGAAGUACGCUUUGCUGUUGAUCAAAACCAUUGUGGUUCAAGUGCUUCGAAACUAUGAAAUCAUUCCGAAAGGCGUAGCUCCAGUCAUAUUUCCGCAAAUCGUUUUACGUUCAAAGAAUGGAGUGGAAGUUGGUUUGAAGAGUCGUGUUUAUUAAAGUCCUCAAUUGUGUUCGCUCGUUUUAUAGUGGCAUGCAUUUUAAUGGUGUAAAAUAGGUGUAGAAUUUGGAAGUAAAAUCAAAUUUCGAUA